This is a messenger RNA of Ipomoea nil (Japanese morning glory), 339 nucleotides long. RefSeq names its product protein FAR1-RELATED SEQUENCE 7-like. Lineage: Eukaryota; Viridiplantae; Streptophyta; Magnoliopsida; Solanales; Convolvulaceae. The coding region runs from base 1 to 339 and encodes 112 amino acids. The transcript is spliced from 2 exons. The record is from RefSeq and is a predicted model, not a curated record.
AUGUAUGAUUCGAUUGCGCAGCAAGAUGUGGCAGAGACAGAGCAUACAACUGAUCCUGUUGGAGUGGUAGAUACAGAGGAUGCUAAUCCAGCUGAUCAGGAUUUGGUAGGGAUGUCAGUGUGUUCGGUUGAUGAAGCAUAUGACAUGUAUAAUGAUUAUGCUUUUAGAGUAGGUUUUUGUGUGAGGAGGGGUAAGCAAAGAUAUAAUUCUGCUACAAAAACAAUGGAGACGAAGAUGUUCCAUUGUUCGAAGGAUGGAUUUAAAAGGAGUACAAGAAAAGGGUGUUAUUCUAAAAUUGAUGGUCGUACAGGUUGUGGUGCAUUUGUCCAAUUCGAUUGA